Molecule: messenger RNA, 1018 nt
Organism: Poecilia reticulata (guppy)
Lineage: Eukaryota; Metazoa; Chordata; Actinopteri; Cyprinodontiformes; Poeciliidae
Gene: atp5mc3a
Product: ATP synthase membrane subunit c locus 3a
Biological process (GO): proton motive force-driven ATP synthesis; proton transmembrane transport
Molecular function (GO): proton transmembrane transporter activity
Source: RefSeq, a predicted model, not a curated record
AAAGUUUUGAUGACGUGACCUUCCACUUACAUCCGGGUCUCUUGUACAUCACGACGCGCAGGCGCUCUCUCUCCUCCACUGUGGUUCGACCUCUGCAGUCGAGAGACCCGGGCUUCUACCAGAUUUGACCGAACCGGUUAAAACUACCUAAAGUACAAGAUGUAUGCCUGUGCAAAGUUUGUGUCCACGCCGGCUGUGGUGCGUGCUGGUUCCCGGGCUCUUUACAGACCCCUGUCUGCCUCUGUACUGUCCAGGCCUGAGGCCAAAACAGAGAGCACGGUUGCUGUGAUGCCACAGAAUCCCCUCACCCAGGUCUCUCUGAGAGGCUUCCAGACCAGUGCCGUCAGCCGGGACAUUGACACUGCUGCCAAGUUUAUUGGAGCAGGAGCUGCCACAGUUGGAGUUGCUGGAUCUGGUGCUGGAAUUGGGACUGUGUUUGGUAGUCUCAUUAUUGGCUAUGCCAGGAACCCAUCUCUGAAGCAGCAGCUGUUCUCCUAUGCCAUCCUGGGGUUUGCUCUGUCUGAAGCUAUGGGACUCUUCUGUUUGAUGGUCGCUUUCCUUAUCCUGUUUGCUAUGUAAAAUCAUCCCCCUGCAACAGUUUCCUUCCACAGAUGUGACUACAUAUUUUAUUGUGGCUACCAAAAUUGUUCCGUGUUGGUGUCAUGGAAAUGUACAUUUUUCAAGUCUUUCAGACACUGUCCAAAUAAACAAAACAUGUAUUGUACAAAUGUAAGAUCUUACACAAUUAAAAUACAUGGAUUUGACUAUUUAGUAAUGGCAGUUACUUUUGUCUGGAACAUCACACUGUUCAAAUGGGAAGCGUUUAGCUUUUGUGAAUGUCAUCUUUUUCAGUGUAGGAUUUGCUUAGAUUUGCCACAAAUCUGCCUCGUUUUCACCUAGCCUUUUGGGGUCCACCUUAAUGACUUUGACAUUCAGCUGCAGUUAAUACUGUAAUUAGACAGCAAGUGGCAACUUGCUUUUGUAUAUGGCACUGAAUAAACUUAGAUGAUUUAAUUGA